AUGUUUUUGGAUUUCGGUCAGCUUCUAACACACUCAUGUUUUUCGAUUGCAUACAGUGCUGCAAUCAGGAUAAAUUUGACCAUCCAAUCAAAAUUAGACAAUCUAGAUUUAAAACAGUUUAAUAAAAAUAAUAGAUCUGCUUUAAAUUUGAACGAGGGACAUAUGAUGCAUGGUGUAUUUCACUCUAAUGGAUUUGGACAUUUGUUAUGUGUUAAUGGCUUGGAAACUGGUUCCAAUUUGGGUGGGAAUCAAAUUAUGGAGUUUUGGAAUCGUUUGUGCAAUGGAUUGCAAGCAAGGAAAGUGAGUUUGAAUGACACAUCACAAAAAAGAGGCAUGGAAUUGAGACUUGUGAAUGGAAUAGCAUACAGUGAGCCAUGGUUUGGUCGUUGGGGAUAUAAAUUUGGUCGAGGAUGUUUUGGUGUAACACAAUCAAUGUACCAAAAAGCCAUAGAAGCAAUAAGAAGCAUGCCACUAUACUUACUCACACAUCACAUUGCAAAUUUCAAUCAUGAAAUCCCAUUAAUCUUCUCAAGGUACCAAACACUUUCUGAUCACUCUCUUAUCACACUUGGUGACUUAUUUCACUACAUGUUAGAGCUCAAGUCACGGCUUCCACGCGAAACAUCCAUUAGUUCCUACAACACAAGUGCUUUAGUCGAAACAAAUUGUCGUUGGUCACCUAAAAGGAUCGAAAUGGCAACAAGGGUCAUUGUCGAGGCCUUAAAAAGAAUGGAAUUCAGGUGGAUUUCAAGACAAGAAGUUAGGGAUGCCGCACGUGCUUACAUUGGCGACACUGGUUUGUUGGAUUUUGUUUUGAAGUCGCUAGGAAACCACAUUGUUGGAAACUACUUGGUUCGUCGAAGUUUGAAUCCGGUUACCAAAGUUUUGGAGUAUUGUUUAGAAGACAUUUCUAAUGCUUACCCUUUUAAUGAAGGGUUGGUUAUGAGUAGUAGUAAUAAAGUUAAGGACAAGUACAAGAUCACAAAGGGUCAACUCAUGAAAGACAUGAUUUGUUUGUAUAAAUACAUACUAAUUGACACAAAACCAAUUAUAGGGUUAGAAUUUCUUUCAGCUAUACCAUUGGCAGCUAGAAUAAUUCUUGACACUAAAUAUUUUAUCAAAGACUAUGGAGAGGUUCCUUUGCAAGUUGAAGUAGGAUCAGAAGGAAAAUUCAAUCUUUAUUGUACAAUUUUGUUGAGGAAUGUUAACAAUGUAGUACAUGAUCAUGAGUAUUAUUUGAACAAGGAUAUGCCAAUGACAAUUCCAAUUCCAAUUCCAAUGCCACCUUAUGAAUGUAUCACAUUGAAAAGUUGUGCUACAAUUAAUGACUUAAAGAUAGAAGUUGAAAGGAAUUUUAGGGAAAUCUAUUGGGGAUUAAAGAGUUAUGUAGUGGAAUCUAAUGGGAAUUUGAUGAAUGCAAAAGGGAAUGAAAUGGUUUUUGGGAUGAUUGAAGUUGGUGGAAAACUUGUACUUGAAGGUUGGAAUGGUGGUGACAUUGGAAUCAAUAUGGUUGAGCAAAGGGAUCCAAAUAAAGGCAUUGUUGAGUGCAUUUGUGGAACUAAAGAAGAUGAUGGUGAGAGAAUGGUGUCUUGUGAUAUUUGUGAAAUUUGGCAACACACUAGGUGUGUUAGAAUUCCAAAUGAUGAAGAAGUUCCUCAUAUUUUUCUAUGUAAAAGGUGUGAGCAAGAAAUUGUUCUUUUCCCUUCUUUGCCAUAACUAUA
Messenger RNA from Trifolium pratense (red clover), 1721 nucleotides. Its product is annotated as PHD finger protein MALE STERILITY 1-like. The transcript is spliced from 3 exons. Lineage: Eukaryota; Viridiplantae; Streptophyta; Magnoliopsida; Fabales; Fabaceae. The record is from RefSeq and is a predicted model, not a curated record. Bases 1 to 1716 code for a protein of 571 amino acids.